AUGAGUGAAAUACUGAGUAGACAGUCCAACAAUGUCUUCACCCCACCCCUGAAGCGCAUGCAAGUUAGCAAACCUGCAGAGUUCUUUACCGCCACAGAAGUUGAACGGGAUGCAGUAACAACUCAUUACAUUAACAUCGAAGAAAAGGAUGCAAUGCUGGAAAUAGAUGAUAUAGAUGCACGUUCAGCUGCUGGAUUUGAUGGAUUCCCAGCAAUCCUGCUCGAGUCAUGCAAACGAGUCUUUGCAAACGAGUCAUGCAAACGAGUCUUUGCAAAACCAUUGCAACUACUUUUACAGAGCUUCCUCGCAAAUGGUAAGCUCCCGGACGCACUAAAGGAGGGAAUAUUAUGCCCCAUCCAUAAAGGAGGAAGCAGAGCAGAUGCUAAAAACUACAGGCCUAUCCCUCUGACCUCACACAUCAGCAGAGUCAUGGAACGAACAGUCCGAAGGAAAUUAAUUGCUUUCCUUCAAGAGUAUGACUGCAUGGCUUCGACAAAUUAA
Octopus bimaculoides (California two-spot octopus) is the source of this 501-nucleotide messenger RNA. RefSeq lists its product as uncharacterized. NCBI's taxonomy places the organism in Eukaryota, Metazoa, Mollusca, Cephalopoda, Octopoda, Octopodidae. The record is from RefSeq and is a predicted model, not a curated record.